Python bivittatus (Burmese python) is the source of this 2466-nucleotide messenger RNA. Its product is annotated as vomeronasal type-2 receptor 26-like. Gene Ontology annotation, cellular component: plasma membrane. Gene Ontology annotation, molecular function: G protein-coupled receptor activity. NCBI's taxonomy places the organism in Eukaryota, Metazoa, Chordata, Lepidosauria, Squamata, Pythonidae. Gene Ontology annotation, biological process: G protein-coupled receptor signaling pathway. The record is from RefSeq and is a predicted model, not a curated record.
AUGACUCAGAACUACCAGCAUAUCCUGGCCUUGGUCUUUGCGAUAAAGGAAAUCAAUGAAGAUCCCCAGAUCUUACCCAACAUCACUCUUGGAUUCCAUAUCUAUGAUAGCCAUAUGAAUACCAGGUGGGCCUUUCGUUCUGCAAUGCAACUUAUUUCUCCAAAGAAGCAAUUUCUCCCCAAUUACCAUUCUGAUACUAAGGACAAUCUCCUUGUAGUCAUUGAAGGACUGAAUAUUGAAUCCUCUCUUCAGAUACCAAACUUUUUCAGCAUCUACAAGAUUCCUCUGGUCUCCUAUGGCUCUGCUCCAGUGACGAUGGAUCACACCCAAGCCCCUUACUUGUACCAAAUGGUCCCAAAUGAGGCCCAUCAGUACAAGGAGAUUCUGGAAUUACUUCUAUAUUUCAGGUGGACGUGGGUUGGAUUAUUCACUUCCAUUGGAAUGAAUUCAGAAUGGAUAUUUCAAGUGAUGAUUCCAGAAUUUGCCCCGUAUGGCAUUUGUUUUGCUUUCAUUGAUACAGUCUACAAUGUAGGCAUGGAAAAUGAAUAUGGGGGUUUAAGGAAAUGGAGAUUUAAGCUAUGGAAUAGAAUUAUGACCAGCACAGCCAAUAUAUAUCUCCUGUUUGGUGAUCUCCGCACUGUAGUGAUUUUGAAGUUGUUGCUUCAUAUGAACCAAGAAUAUGAGACAGCAAAUAAGAGAUAUGGUAAAGUAUGGAUUCUGACCACUGAGCUUGAGUUUAAGAACUAUGGAAGUAAUCACGGGUGGAAAGCUGCUGAAGUAAUCUACCACGGUGCUUUAUCCUUGGCUGUCCAUUCCAAUGAGCUGCCAGGAUUUCAGCAAUUUAUUGAGGACAGAAAGCCUUCCAAUGCAAAAGAAGAUUUUUUAAUAAGGGACUUUUGGUCUUACGCUUUUGGCUGCACCUUCCCCAACUCAGUUCUGAAGCAUAGAAAUCGUGACCUCUGCACUGGGCUGGAGAGCCUGGAGAACGUUCCUGAAAACCGUAUAGAAAAAAGCACUACUGGGCACAGCUACAGCAUCUAUAAUGCUGUCUUUGCUGUGGCUCAUGCUUUGCAUGCCAUGUUGUCAUCCAGACUCAAGCACAGAAGAGGGGUGGAGAGGGAGAGGCAGACAUUUCUGACUCAGCAGGCAUGGGAGCUCUUCUAUUUCCUGAAGCAAGUGUCUUUUAACAAUACCAUAGGGGACAAGGUUUCCUUUGACCAGAAUGGUGUGUUUCUAACAAAAUUUGAUGUCAUCAACUGGGUGUUGUUUUCAAACCUGUCUUUUACUAAACUACAAGUUGGAAUGGUCAGUUCUCAAGCUCCAGGAGACCAAAAAGUUAUUCUGAAUGAAAAUCCCAUCAUAUGGCAAAAUUGGUUUAAUCAGGUGCAACCUCUUUCAGUUUGUAACGACAAUUGCCAACCGGGUUACAGGAAACAAAGGAAAGAAGGGGAGCCUUUCUGCUGCUAUGAUUGCAUUCCCUGUCCAGAAGGAAAGAUUUCUGAGUGGGAAGAUAUGCCUGAAUGUGUUGAGUGCAUAGAAGAUCAUUACCCAAACAAGCAUCAGAAUACCUGCAUCCCCAAAACUGUAACCUUUUUAUCCUAUAAUGAACCUAUGGGGAUAGGUUUAGCCACCAGUGCUCAUUUCUUUUCCUUGAUCACAGUUGUCUUGUUAAGAACAUUUAUAGUGCACCACAAUACUCCCAUUGUCAAAGCCAAUAACCGGGACCUCACCUACACUCUUCUCAUCUCCCUCCUGCUCUGUUUCCUUUCUACCCUGCUUUUUAUUGGGCAGCCUCAGAAGGUGAAAUGUGUCCUGCAGCAAUCAGUGUUUGGCAUUGUCUUCUCAGUAGCUGUGUCUUCUGUGUUGGCCAAAACCAUCACUGUGGUUCUGGCAUUCCUGGCCACCCAACCAGGAACAAAGAGGACCAGAUGGAUGGGGAAAGGCCUGGCCAGCUCCAUUGUUAUCUUUUGUUCUCUUAUUCAAGUAGGCAUUUGUACCGUGUGGCUGGCAACCAGUCCCCCAUUCCCAGAUACUGAUAUGCACUCAGGAACAGGUGAAAUUACUCUGGAAUGCAAUGAGGCAUCCCCCAUCAUGUUUUACAGUGUGCUUGGGUACAUGGGCUUUUUAGCCAUUGCCAGCUUCAUUGUAGCUUUCUUUGCCCGGAAUUUACCUGACAGUUUCAAUGAAGCCAAAUUCAUUACUUUCAGCAUGUUAGUGUUUGUCAGUGUGUGGCUGUCAUUUGUCCCAACACACCUGAGUACCAAAGGAAAAUACAUGGUUGCUGUGGAGAUUUUCUCUAUUUUAGCUUCCAGUGCUGGAUUGCUGACUUUCAUAUUUUUCCCCAAAUGGUACAUUAUAGUUGUGCGGCCUGAACUGAACAACCGGGAGCAUCUUAAGUGGAGAAGCCACUGAAGAAGUAGGAAAGCUGUCUUGGCACGUCACAGUUGUUACAUCUCUUCCUUGUAA